This is a messenger RNA of Setaria italica (foxtail millet), 1347 nucleotides long. RefSeq lists its product as uncharacterized. NCBI's taxonomy places the organism in Eukaryota, Viridiplantae, Streptophyta, Magnoliopsida, Poales, Poaceae. The record is from RefSeq and is a predicted model, not a curated record. The transcript has 4 exons. Gene Ontology annotation, biological process: snRNA export from nucleus. Bases 119 to 919 code for a protein of 266 amino acids.
GAGCCGACCUCUCUCCCCUCUCUGCUCGCCGCCUCUUGCGCUGCUUUCCUGCGUCCUUCGGGGAGAAAGUGGGGAGAGAGAGAGAGAGGCUCCACCGCAUCCAGUGGCGCGGCUGGGCAUGGAGGAAGGCGAGUGCGCCCUGGGCGCCGCCGCGAUAGGCGAGGAAACCCUAAACUACGACGGCGAUGACGUCGAGAUGGCCGACGCGGACGAGGAAGCCCCUGCAGCUGAGGUUUCCGCCGCCGCCGCCGCCGGAGGAGGAGGAGGCGGCGCGCAGGCGGAGAAGAGCGGACAACAGGAUAGGAAUAAGAGGAAGAAGAAGAGGAACAAGGGGAAGAAGAAGAACAAGGGGAGGCAGGACGGGCCGCCCACCAACAUCGCGGACAUUAAUCGAUUUGUUCUUAACACUUGCAAGCGCUUGAAGGAGAAGAAGUCGUACCUUGUCUGGAACGCUGUUGGCUGCCUUGGUGUCACUGCUGUCAGUGAUCUUGUCAGAGAGGUGGAGGCUAUUGAGAAGUGUGGUGGCCAGACUAUUGCUGAUGGAAGCCGUUUCCGCACUGGUGGUGGAAUUCUCUGGAACAUCUUAAAGUCGCGGGAACCCAAGGCUUAUAAAGAAAUAAUGGCAAAGGGGAAGGAACUUGAGAAGCAGUUUAGGUAUACGAAACGACCACAGAUGAGCAGAAACGAAGAUGCAAGUUCACAGGGCAGUGCGUUAAUUGAUGAUGAUAUCGAAGCGCAAGAGCAAAAUGAAGUGUUGGAUGAUCCUGAGCAGUUGGAUGAUGCGGAGAAGGCACCUCCAUCAGACAAUAAAGCUCAACGCAAACCACUAGCGGACAGAAUUCGUGUUCCUGUUGCUUAUGAUGAUCUAUUUGAAGAGGGAGAGAUACACGAAGGAGAACCACAAAAUGGAAGCAUUUGAAAGAUUUGCCUCGACAUGAAAUGCAAGCCCCAAAGGAACGGCACAUAAUGGCAAAGAGGAUUAUGUAUGAACUAGUGAGCCAUCGUUGCAGUGUAGCAAUUUUCCCCCUAAACAUAAACCGUGAACAUGCAGUGAUGUGUGUGACGGAUGAGAGUUUUGUUACGCCAAUUAGAACCAAUGAUCGGCCUGAAUUCAACGUUCAAUGGAAAAUGAUGUUAUGCAAGUAUUGGUGUAUAAAUGUGUAUUCAUCAUAUUUUUUUCACCAUCACUGGUAGGGGAUAUUGAGGAAGGAAGAAUGAUGUGGCUUUGCACUUAUCGUCGUGGUGUUUAGUGUUGGCUUUGGCUUCCUUCUAGGGUAAAACACAGCUAUGAAAAGCUUGUGUUAAACAGAUUUUGUAACCAAAAUGUUGGCAAAUCUUUUAGAAUCU